Malus domestica (apple) is the source of this 2351-nucleotide messenger RNA. Its product is annotated as N-acetylglucosaminyl-phosphatidylinositol biosynthetic protein gpi1. NCBI's taxonomy places the organism in Eukaryota, Viridiplantae, Streptophyta, Magnoliopsida, Rosales, Rosaceae. Gene Ontology annotation, cellular component: membrane. The record is from RefSeq and is a predicted model, not a curated record. Gene Ontology annotation, biological process: GPI anchor biosynthetic process.
UAUUAUUUUUACAUCAAAAUUUGAAAUAGUGUCUUCGUCACUUCGUCUUCGUCUCUACCCACAUAUCUGUGUUGUCUCCACAACGAUGGGAAGGAGAUGUAGGGUUUGGUGGCCAAAGCAACUCACAUUGAGCAAACCAUCAUCAUCCUCCAAUUUCUUGCUUGGUUGGUUUGUUUCUUCUUCUCCGUCUUCUCUUGACGUCGUCGUCGCUUUCGCCUGCACUGAACUCGCGCUUUCUGGUAUUCAAUCAAGUCUCCAGGGAAUUCUUUGCGACGCGAACAGAAGGAUGCCUGUGUUACUACAGGAUAAUUCUAUGUUGUGUGUAGUGGGUCAUUUGUUUAAGGUUCAAACAGAAGAGGAUCAAUCUCAUUCUUCUUCUUGUGGGUGCCACAAGCUCAGUGGAUCAGUAGAACAAUGUAGGGAAAAUUUUGAGGGAAACGGUUAUUGGAUUACGAUGAUGUGUGAUCCUCAAGAACAAGUUGGAAAGGACAUUACUUGGAUUCCGAAACUGCAUCACAUUCACUGGCAUGGGCAAAUCGUUUCUCGGUGUGAUGUCCACCUAAUUUUGUAUGAGACUCCCGCCUAUGGUGCCCACCAUUUCUCAUUACAUCCUUGGAAUUCAUUUGAGAAAGUGAGUGCACCUUUGAGAAAACCCAAGUGGGUUGAUGAACUUCACCAGAAGCAGCAACUCCUUGAUUUGGAUACAGUCAUUCUGGCAAUUAAUAGCUCCGCAACCGCUGAAAUUGUUUUUGAGAGCUGCCUAGGUCCCAAGACGUCUUUUGUGUGCUUUUCUACUGUUUACAUGUUUGUGGGCUUUGUAUGGCAACUAUUCGCCAUGUCUGUGGCUUCAUUAUCCGCUUUAUUCUAUGUCGUUCUUCAGUUUCUGUAUAGACUUCUGAAUUAUGCAUCAGACUCUUGGAUAGACCUUAUAUUAGUAAAGGUAUUCAGCAUUUCAAGGAUAAAUGUCAGAAUCCGUGGUUCUCAGAUCUUGUAUUGGCCAAUCGUUCUUCAAGAUAAUGGCAUGAGGUCACCAUCAAGUGUGGAAUACGCGGAGAAAGCCGCAUUGCAUAAGCAUUCCGUGUGGUCAAGUUUAGCUGUUGAUGUACUUCUGGGAAACUUGUUUGGUUUGGUACUGUUGUAUCAUGCAGAAUCUGUUUGCAUAUGGAUCUUGAAAUUUUCCAGUGACAUGACGAAUGAAUUAUUGCGCUCAGGCUGUGUGUGGUUGAUGGGGGUACCUGCAGGUUUUAAGUUAAACAAUGAAUUGGCAGGAGUUCUUGGGAUGAUUUCUCUAACUGCUAUCCAGAUUUGGUCUACCAUUUGGAUCUUUUUGGGGUCCCACUUUCUUUAUUUCAUUAGAGGACUUGCUAUAUCAGGAAUCAUUUUUGGGGUGACUAUACCUGCUGCUUUGAUAAUCGACUUGAUUGCACUAGCAACGUUGCAUGUGUCUACUCUUCAUUGGUUGAUAUCACUUUUGUAUUCAACUCAGAUACAGGCAUUAGCAGCUCUGUGGCGCCUUUUCAGGGGCCGAAAGUGGAAUCCUCUUCGUCAGAGAUUAGAUAGCUAUGACUACACUGUCAAGCAACACAUCGUUGGAUCUCUUCUGUUCACACCACUCCUACUUCUAUUACCGACAACUUCUGUUUUCUACAUCUUUUUUACCAUUAUGAACACAACUAUCACCCUUAUCUGUAUACUGAUUGAAGUGACCAUAUCUGUUAUCCAUGCCACACCAUAUAUCAAAAUUUUCCUUUGGUUGGUCAGGCCGAGAAGAUUUCCAACUGGGAUAUGGUUUGAAAUAAUGUCUGUUUGGAGUGGUGGAAUUGAUUCUCCUAAGGGUAUUAUUUCACCAUCAGAUAAACUUCAGACCGGAAAGGACCUCACUAGAUCUUCUGUUGUGGUUUCAUUUCUCCAUAGUAACUUCUUGACUGUAGGACAAAUAGUCAUGCCUCACUACAAAAAGCUUCUUUCUGGGAAACCUCGGACAUUGGUUGCUACUGCAGCUUAUGGAGUCCUCACUGGCAGACGGAUUCCAUCUACAAUCGGAACUGAUCUUCCAAUAUUUCCGUGGAUGCUAAUCUCCUACAAAGAGUAUUGGCGUCUCUGCCGCGAUUCAGUUCUCGCAUGCCACAGAACGUGAAAUGUAACUAGUCUUGCCGCUGCCCGUUAACAACUAACUGCAGUUAUUUUAACCUAACCCGAAAUUUUGUUCUCCCAUGUAAACCACUCUUGUGUCCAUUGAUUCUGUUUCGGGCCGACCAUUCAGGCAACAUAUAUCUGAUUCGAUUUUGAAGGAUUGCAACGGAAAAUUAUGUUAUUUUUUGAAAUUUUUAUACUUACUUCCAUCUGUUUCA